AUGCAACGGCCGACAUGGCGGGGAGGGGGAGGAGAAGGAUGGGAGGGGUGGAUAGACGCGCACAAGGAGCUGAAGCAGCUGCAGGAGGAGCGGGAGGAGAUUGAGAGGGAGAUCGCGGGCCUGGAGAGGGAGAGGGAAAGGAAGAGGCGGGACAGAACACCGCCAGCCAAGGAGCGCGAUGUUACGAUGGAAAGCUCGACCAGUCGACGUGAACAUGUCAAGAAGUUGUGGAGGACGAAGGAGAGCUGGAGGGAGUUUGUCAUUGCCUCAGAGGACGCCAAGAGGAGCCUUGGAGGAGGAGACAAGCAGGAUAAGCGCACCACGAGCAGCAGCGGGCCUCGUAGCAGAGAGGAAGUUGGAGAAGCGAAGAAGGAGAUCAGAAGGCUGGCGAAACAGUUGGAGGAGAAAGAGAAAGAGAACAGACGGCAGGCUCAGGGCUCAGAAUCAGCUUGCUUGCUUCCAGAGGUCACUGCGUUGAGUGUGCUGCUUCAUAACAACGACGGAGUUCCAAUUUCAACAUUCUAUGAUGGAAAGAUUGAUGUGAAGAUAACAAGCAUGUCUGACCAGACGAAGUUGUUCAUUAAGGUACAGCAAACAUCUGUCAGCACGAUGAUGAUAGAGCUGGAGAUGAUUUUUGAUACUAUGCAGAAUCCCAAAUCAUGGUCGGAAGUCCGACCGUCGGAAAUCCAUCGUCUCGUUUGGUCCGCAUGGCUGUCUGCUUGCUUGACCUCGUCUGCAAACAAGAAAGCGCUGACGGCAUUGAAGCUGAAGGAGGAGAACGGGGAGGCAAGGGGAGGCUGUCACAACUAUCCGAUGCUGAAGUGA
Molecule: messenger RNA, 825 nt
Organism: Guillardia theta CCMP2712
Lineage: Eukaryota; Cryptophyceae; Pyrenomonadales; Geminigeraceae
Exons: 2
Coding region: 1-825 (274 amino acids)
Source: RefSeq, a predicted model, not a curated record